AGCAGCAGGUUUUUUUCUUUAUCAACUCGAGAAAGUAUUCUGUAAGAUAAUUGUAUAAAGCAAAAGCAUCGUAAUUGUUUUCCUUCAGUCCGGGCCUGAUUAAAAUACUUCAAGUGAGUAUAAAACUUCGCGCAUAGUUAGUAACUUUUUUCGUUCGAAGUUGUAGUUUGUAUACCUGCUCCUGUUCAUCUUUGCUACACUGCUCACCGGGAUAUCAGUAUCUUCGUCAAUUUCUAUUUCUUGAAUUCGAGAAGUAGUAGUAAAAUUCAAUUAUUAGUUUCUCGUGUUCAGCACGUGCUUACUCAUUGCUUCAAAAAAUAUUUUAUCACACACCUCCAGAUCAUCGAGAAGUAUGUUGCUGUUGCGAACGAGCAUCAAAGCCGGCUUGCUUGCCUGCUGUUUCCUGCUUCGUUGUCCGUUCUCCGCCGCUGCGGGGGUAGGUUUUUCCGGCGGAAAAGCGUCUGCAUCAAGUAGAAGUGGUAGCACUAGCACUAGCCCGCGCGCGCGUGCUACGGACGAGGGCACUUCUAGCAGUACUGCUGUUUUUGACGACGCUAACAUCGCGUCGAACAUCCUUUCUUUUCCGGUCGGAGAAGCGGAAGAUCCUUCGCGGGAGCAGUUGCGGGCCCGAGCACAAAAAAGGCUCGACGAUUUUCGACGCGUGGCUGCGAAAAAUCUGAGCCAGCAAGAAGUCUCACAGAGCGGCGGUGUACUGCAGCAGUUGGCCCAGUUUUUGGUUGGCGCGCUGAACGAAAAGUCCUCGCCGGGCGGCCGGAAGAAGGUGGCGUGGCUGAACAAGGACACUUCGCGCCUCGUUCCCGCGUCCACCGGCGCCGCCGGGAAACAAGCGCUGGACGCAGACCAGACGCAUGUUGCUUGCCGCCCUUGGGGGAGUCACAAUACAGAUGAGAUUUUCCUCCUCGAGACACCGUGGCCGUCCGACGGCCCCCAGAAGUUGUUCACCGAUAAACGGACGGUUCUAAAUGGGAUGGUUCUCGAUUCGGCGGAAUACAAAAAAAAGCUACCGGAAAUGCAACACUGGGUCUUCGAGUUAUCCUGAGUAGAAACGCCUCCACGAGGUGCGUGGACCACCCCAUAGUUAAGAUGGGAACUUGGCAACACAAUAAAUCCAGAAGCUCUUCGAGUCACCACGCAUGACAAGCUUCUCUCUGUAGUGUAGAAGUGCAGGAUAGCUGCGAGGAGGACAGCCGCGGCGUUGCAAAUGCAUCUGCUUCGUCUCCUGUUUACAGCAUUACAAAUUUUUACAAAAGAAGAGGACAACGAGAAAUGCCUCUCAUGGGGAUCAUGCGCAUCCCAAGCGUUGCUCCGUAUGCAAAUGUGCAUCACAUCAACUAUGGGUUGGGGACGUUUAUUUUCCUUAGGAUACACAGGCGAUGUAGACCAACUCGAAGCGUCGUCAUCUUCGGGGUUCCACAAAGACAGGUUUCCGCUGAUUUUUGCCUCGGUCGAGACGGAGAUGCCGGAGGAGUUUCGACGCAGCGCGGAUCUCCCGGAGGAGUUUCGGCGCAGAGCGGAGGCGUUUCGGCGCAGAGCGGCUGGGUAUGUAUAUCCGUUCUUCGAGGCGCGCGGGCUAGGGUAUUAUGUUCACGGCGCCCGCGAAGGCGAACGCGAAGAUCUGGUGCUGAAGUUUUCCGCGUCCCCCCUCAGCUUGGAUUCGUUGCAGAGUCUUGCUACCCCGGAACGAAGUUUUUUUCUUGGUCGGUGGAGCUACCCGCGCAAUUGGCUCCUUGCGGAAGGAGACGGGGUUUUUACCUUUAUCCGCUGUGCAAGUCCUGCAAUUCCGCGUCGGGAUUCUCGAAUUCCAUUUCCUACUUCUCGACCCAACGGUUCCACUUCCGAGGAACGCACCUUUUCAUACUUUUCAUAUCUUUACUCUAGCAGUCCUGGGUGCGAGGCGACUGUCUGCUCGCCCGCCUAAGGGGGGGAAAAAUUGCUCCUCGGGGCUGCACGUCCGUCAGCUGGGGACGAGGAUGAAGUAAUAUCGGAAGUAACAAAGUAAUAUACUUCGAGGACCACGUCGCACCUUGGCAAAGUAUUCUAAGUAUGUAGACUUUAAAUUCAAGGUCGCAAUUUGUUCUUCAUCGAGGUAGUUCUUAAUACACAACAAAACAGCUGCACUAUACGGCUUGCAACUGUCGAUCUUAUUUUUUACGCGGCUUGUUUGUCGCGAUAGGCCUUGUCCGUCGUAUCAUAUUCGUAAAUCGUCAACGUGGAUGAAGCCGAAACAUAUUACAUGCCGUGAAAUCAUUAUUGCGAGAGCGGAAAUACAGAAGACAACUAAGAACUACCGGAAAAAUGGUCCAUAUGGGCGGCAGGACCUGGCGCAAGGUGAAACUAAGUAAAGUAGGUAUGUGGAUGAAAUCAGCAUUUUCAAUGGCUUGCUUUUGUCAGGCACUGGGACUAAGACUAUCAGUAAUGUCGGGGGGAGGCUGGCAGGUACUACAAUGUCAUUGAAGCUGGUUCAAUGACAAUGAAGCUGGCAAGAGGUACAUCAAGCAUUUAUUAGUGGACACGUUUUGGUUUAUCUUUAUUUGCUUUCGUCGUGUAUGAUUUAAGUUCCGUAUGAACACGAAGAAGACCUCCACCACCUCGCGGAGUGUGAUUCUUUACAGACCAAGUAGAGGAGGUGUCCGUCAGCUAAGUGCCCAAUUGCUAUAGCGUCUUUCAUGAUACGCCUUCUGAAGUAAAUGGGAUUUUGACCAAGAUGGACACCGUUGCAAGGGCGAGGACAUGAAAGAAAAU
Amoebophrya sp. A120 is the source of this 2763-nucleotide messenger RNA. Lineage: Eukaryota; Dinophyceae; Syndiniales; Amoebophryaceae. The record is from the annotation of a GenBank genome assembly.